AUGGCCUGGCAAAAUACCCUAGAUGAGCUGAAAAAAGCUGCACUAGCAGUCAGCAAUCAAGAACUGGCAUCUGAGAGUAUCAUCAGAGUUAAGCACCUGACACUUCAGCAUUCUGCAGACCAUUGGGAGGAACUUCACACUCAUGUUCAUGCUAUCUUCGGUUGGGGACAAGAAGGAGUUCCUUGGAUGCAAGCAGCACUUGAUCUCUGCUACAGAAACCAGUCAGUGCUGCUGCACUUCCACAUGAACCCACCUCAUACUACCACCAUACCAUUGCCCGAUACCCAGCAGGAGUAUAUUAAGAUUUUAAGAAGCUCAGAUGGGGCAGACAAAGAAAGCAGUGAUGAGUCAGGAGGAGCUUAUAAUUCUUGGGCAGGAACUGUUGAGCCAUUGAAGUUGCGACAUAUGAGCAAUGCUGUGCACUGGACAAAGACAAGAGCCUACAGUAGCAGCUUCAAUGUUUCAGUUGUCAUCAUCGUAGUGGCUUCAAAACAAGGCAAAGCUGAUGUACAGCUUUCAGAGACAGAUCGGAAACUGAAGGAAUACUUCAAGGAUCCACGGGUACAUCAAGCAUGUCAGUUACUUGAGAAUGAUGAUUAUGGACAAGUGUUCCUUGAGUUAUUCAAACAUGCAAAUCUCAAACUAGCCAUCAUAUGGACAGCCUAUACCUUUUGCCUCACAAUAUUGGCCGUCUCAUUGACAACAUUGCCCGCCGUGGUCACCAAGGUGUCCCAAUUGUUUUGGUCAUGGAUUGCACAGUGGUUCAUGAUCAUGACUGAUAAGAUAUGUCAAGGGCUGAUUCCUCGCAUACUGCACAAUGUUUGGGUCUCAUAUUCUGGGAGGGAGGUUGUUGAUGAAAGCUCGUUAGCAUCUCAAGUCCAUGUCCUGAUAGAGAAGUCAGGGGGGAGGGCAGGAUUAGCUGUCAUUUCUUAUGGAUCAGAUGGUGCUUUGAGUGAAGUUGGUGCCCACAAUAUUAUUCAUAACUCAGCAUUGGAAUGGUUGACAUUUUCAAUCAAAAAGUUCAGUGGUCCCUUAUUGACUGUUCCUGACAUGAGUCACAUCCAAAAGGUAUUGCGGAACAACGAGCAAAGUGGAACAUGCCUUCUCAGUGUUGGAAAUCACUGUUUGACCCAUCAAACACUUGUUACACUAUGGGAGGAGCCCAACAGUGGCAUGGUAAAGAAGGAUGUUGAGAACACGGACAAGCAUAACGACAGGGCAGCAAUUAGAUUGUUCCAUUCUAAUGCAUUAUGA
This is a messenger RNA of Suillus discolor, 1254 nucleotides long. RefSeq lists its product as uncharacterized. NCBI's taxonomy places the organism in Eukaryota, Fungi, Basidiomycota, Agaricomycetes, Boletales, Suillaceae. The record is from RefSeq and is a predicted model, not a curated record. The transcript is spliced from 11 exons. The coding region runs from base 1 to 1254 and encodes 417 amino acids.